This is a messenger RNA of Nicotiana attenuata, 1834 nucleotides long. RefSeq lists its product as uncharacterized. Lineage: Eukaryota; Viridiplantae; Streptophyta; Magnoliopsida; Solanales; Solanaceae. The transcript has 3 exons. The coding region runs from base 1150 to 1524 and encodes 124 amino acids. The record is from RefSeq and is a predicted model, not a curated record.
UGAGUUUCCUCCCUCAGCAGCACUAUAGGGUUCCGGUUCUUUGAAAGAGGUCGAGUUUUUCCUCCCUCACGGUGGCUGUAGCAUCGGAGCUAUUAUAUGUCAGUAGUGUGGAAAAACUAACACCACUACAAGCUUCCUCAGGCGACGGCGACAAAACCCCAGUAAGCAGCUCCGAGAAAAACCUCUCCACGCGCCUCCACGUGCCACCAACAGUUCUGACUCCGGCGCACAUGAAUCUCACGUGCCGGCGAGAAGACAACUUUCCGGCGACUUUUUCUAGAAUUUUUUUGCUCCUUUCAGAUCGCCAGAGGAUUCCGAGCCUACCCCAGUUCCAAAAUCUUUUUUCUCACCGGAGAUAGGGUUUCAGCUUCUCAGAUCUUGUUUUCCAGCGAAGGUUGCUUUUUUUUUUCUCUCAUCCUUGGAGUUCAGGUUUGAUAAUUUGGUAGGUGUGAUUAUUUUCCUUUUUUGGCUUCUGGUUUGCUACUUGUGAAAUAAUGGGGUACACCAAAUCUACAGAUAAUUCUCUUUCACAAAUGGUUUAUUCCGUUUCACCAGUUAGCGCAGUUAAAUUGGAUGGGGCUGGUACAUACCUUGCUUGGCCAAGAUCAUGUUUGCUUUUUAUUAAGUCCAGAAAGUUGCUUAGUUAUAUUACGGGAGAAAAGAAAGCACCUGUUGUGACUGAUGCUAGCUAUAGUCAACGGGAUUCAGAUAAUUCCCUAGUUAUGACAUGGCUUUUGAAUACUAUGCACCCUCGAAUUUCUGAACAGUAUUUAUUGCUUGAUACUGCUGAAAAGAUCUGGAAUUCCACUAAGCGCACUUACUCUCGUAAGGGAAAUGAUGCUCAGGUCUUUGAAAAUUCAAAAUAAGAUUCAUGCCACCAAGCAAGGUGAGUUGACUAUCACUGACUAAUAUUACGAGUUAAUUGGGUUAUGGCAGGAAAUUGACUACUAUCAGGAUCUCCAAGCGAAGUGUACCGAUGAUGCAGUUCUAUUUCAAAAAUUGGUUGAAAAGGAAAGUAUACAUGAUUUUUUGGCCGGUUUGAACCCAGAGUACGAUCAGAUCUGGGUUCAAGUUCUUGGUAAAGUUCUUUUUCCUUCUCUUGAGGAUGCAUACUCUUAUGUUCAACAGGAAGAGAGCCAACGAGGAGUCAUGCUUUAUUCGGCACCAACCGAGAAGUCUGGGUUAACCGUGUCUCAUGAGCAAACAAAGGUGUUCACUUCUGAUAAAGAUCACUUGCACUGUGAUUACUGUGGAAAGUCAAGACAUACAAAAGAGACAUGCUGGAAACUGCAUGGUAGACCAACUAGAGGUUGUGGAGGCAAGCGUGUCGGUCUAUCAAGGGGUCAAGCUAAUAUUGCAGGAAAUGUGGAAACAUUCAGAGAAAAUGCUUCGGGAGAAACUUUCUCUUCAGAGGAAGUUCAGCAACUUCGCCGUCUCCUGAACAAACUUGACACUUCUAAUGUUGGGACUUCCAAUUAUGUGCAGUCAGGAUCUUCAAACAAGGAAGAGGAUUGGCAGUGGUAGAUUGCAUGAUGACUUAUAUUAGAUUGAUGGAACUCGAGCAUUUGGUCAAGCCUUUUUUGGAGGAAAUAAGAACGUCAACCAAGAAAUAAUACAGUGGCAUAGACGGAUGGCUUGGGUAUAUUUGUUAAAGGCAAAAAAUGAAGCCACUAAGACCGGAGAAUGUGAAAUUGAAGAAAGAAUUCAGGGGGAGACUAUUGGGCAUUUGGAUAAACCUGAUUUGAUAACUUAUUCAAGAAAAAAGAGAGCUGAAGAAGUCAUCAUGCAAUCUGCUGAAGCUCAACCCUCUUUUGCUGUUGAAACCUCUUCUACG